CACACCGUUUGCGCACGAAACCCCCGCACACACGCGCCGAGCAGAGAGGAGCUGAGAGGAGCAGAGAGGAGCAUCGCUGCAUCACGGAGCCAAGACUUUCCUCCAGACUUGAUUUUUUUGGAGUUCAGACGCGGUUCCUGGAAGAUUGGUUUUAAAAACUGAACUUCUCGGCUUCAGUUUUUCCACGUGUGCAGACUCCCAUCAGCUCCAGUUUUUCUUCUUCUUCUUUAUUCCAUUAAAAAAAGAAGAAAAGACUGAAAAUGAAAUGUGCAGCAUCAGGACCGUCCUCAGCCAGCUGUGACUGCAGCCUCUGCUCUUUAAAUCUUUAAAACCAGCGAGUUUUAAAGAAUCGGGGAGAUUCCAGGUCUCACCUGUAGCCCGGGGAAAAGGAGAAGUUUUUGAUUUAUUUUAAAAACCAGACUCUGAGAUUAUUAAUAUUCCAUCAAAGUGUCAGAGAGUGCAGCUCAGCCGCGGUUCAUUCAUUCUAAGAGGAGAAACAAACUCAUUUCCAGCUCAUCCAGUGCGCUUUGGCGCGCGUAAAGACGCGUUUUUACGCACGAGCAGAAAACGACUUCAAACCCACCCCAGAGACCCAAAUUUAGCCCCAAAAGUCUCCCCUGAAGAGUUCCUCAGAGACCCCCCCCUCCCCUCCAUCACCAUGCUGUUCGACAGCUUCGACCUGGUCUCGGCUCUGGCCACCCUGGCCGCCUGCCUGGUGUCCAUGGCGCUGCUGCUCGCCGUGUCCCAGCAGCUGUGGCAGCUCCGCUGGACCGCCACGCGCGACAAGAACUGCAAGCUGCCCAUGCCCAAAGGAUCCAUGGGCUUCCCUUUCAUCGGAGAGACCUGCCACUGGCUCCUGCAGGGUUCAAGUUUCCACGCGUCACGGAGGCAGAAGUACGGCAAUGUGUUCAAGACUCACCUCCUCGGACGUCCUCUGAUUCGGGUCACGGGUGCUGAGAACAUCCGUAAAGUGCUGAUGGGCGAGCACACGCUGGUGACGGUGGACUGGCCUCAGAGCACCUCCACGCUGCUCGGACCAAACUCUCUGGCCAACAGCAUCGGAGACAUCCACCGCAAGAGGAGGAAGGUUUUUGCCAAAGUGUUCAGCCACGAGGCCUUGGAGUCUUACCUCCCGAAGAUCCAGCAAGUCAUCCAGGAGAGCCUCAGAGUCUGGAGCUCCAACCCAGACCCCAUCAACGUCUACAGGGAGAGCCAGAGGUUGUCGUUCACCAUGGCUGUAAGGGUUCUGCUGGGCUUCAGGGUGUCCGAGGAGGAGAUGAGACAUCUCUUCUCCACCUUCCAGGAUUUCGUCAACAACCUCUUCAGCCUGCCCAUAGACCUGCCUUUCAGUGGCUUCAGGAAGGGAAUCCGCGCUCGAGACGUCCUCCAGAAAAGCAUAGAAAAAGCAAUUCGGGAGAAGCCGCUGUGUACACAGGGGAAAGAUUACAGCGACGCUCUGGACGUCCUGAUGGAGAGCGCCAAGGAGAACGGCACAGAGCUCACCAUGCAGGAGCUGAAGGAAUCGACCAUCGAGCUAAUCUUUGCUGCCUUCGCCACCACGGCUAGCUCGAGCACCUCCCUGAUCAUGGCUCUCCUCCGCCACCCCCACGUUCUGGAGCGUCUCAGGGAGGAGCUGAGGGCCAGAGGCCUCCUCCACAAUGGCUGCCUCUGUCCAGAAGGAGAGCUGAGGCUGGACACCAUCAUCAGUCUCAAGUACCUGGACUGCGUCAUCAAGGAGGUGCUGAGACUCUACACACCUGUCUCCGGGGCGUACCGAACGGCCAUGCAGACCUUUGAACUAGACGGAGUCCAGAUUCCAAAGGGUUGGAGUGUGAUGUACAGCAUCCGGGACACUCACGAUACAGCGGCUGUCUUCAAAGACGUGGAAGCCUUUGAUCCGGACCGCUUCAGCCAGGAGCGUAGCGAAGACAAGGAGGGGCGCUUUCACUACCUGCCCUUCGGCGGCGGCGUCCGAUCCUGUCUGGGGAAGCAGCUCGCCACCCUUUUCCUCCGCCUCCUGGCCAUCGAGCUGGCCAGCACCAGCCGCUUCGAGCUGGCCACCCGGCAGUUCCCGCGUAUAAUCACGGUUCCUGUGGUUCACCCCGUCGACGGGUUGAAAGUCAAGUUCUACGGCCUGGACUCCAACCAGAACGAGAUAAUGGCCAAGUCAGAGGAGUUGCUGGGAGCAACAGUUUGAGAGGGGGAGGACGUUGGUGAUAUUUAGGGAGAAGAUUAACGGAAAGGAAAAAUUAAUCUCAACGAUUUUUUUCUUCGUCACUUUCGCCUUGCCAGGUUGGAGCUUCUGUUCAAACUAAAAGAAGUUGACGCCUCAUUAGAUCUGAAGAUCCGGACUUUCCUCAAAGCCUGGACGAAAUUGCCAAAAAAGGUCUUAAUUAUGCUCUAUUUCAGUGUAUUUUUUAAAGAAACAUACAACCAUAAAUAUGUACAAAAAGCUAUCUAAUAUAAUUUUAAGGAGUAGUGCACAAGACUUUUGGUGAAAUGAAGUGGUGACAAAGUAAAGGUGUGGAAAUGGGCUGACAGAUGAAACAGGGUAAAGGAUGAAAGAAUAUUUUUAUUUUAACGUUUUGUUUAAUCAAAGUCCGUGAACUUUACUACAUGAGCUGAAAAUAUGAACUGAAAGUUUGUAGUUUUAAACCAAAAUUUAACUUGUCUUAAAUGGUCAGAUUAAAUGUCUGCUACUCAGUAAGGUUUAGGAAAUCAUUUCACUAAUUUUGAGAAUGACAGUUUUACAUUAAAAAGUGACUAAAGUUGAA
Molecule: messenger RNA, 2774 nt
Organism: Austrofundulus limnaeus
Lineage: Eukaryota; Metazoa; Chordata; Actinopteri; Cyprinodontiformes; Rivulidae
Gene: cyp26b1
Product: cytochrome P450, family 26, subfamily b, polypeptide 1
Exons: 7
Coding region: 659-2197 (512 amino acids)
Biological process (GO): sterol metabolic process
Molecular function (GO): oxidoreductase activity, acting on paired donors, with incorporation or reduction of molecular oxygen; monooxygenase activity; heme binding
Source: RefSeq, a predicted model, not a curated record